UUGACAUGUGAGCAUUUCAGAUUGGUUAAAACUUUUAUGAUGCCACAAAUUGCAAAUAAACCAAAUGAAUCCAUAAUAAGAGUGCCGUUUGAGACGCCACGAUUGGCCGAGAUCGCCUACAAAGUCCUCGGUGUCGACCAGGAGCCGCGCCGGAAUUUCGUGAAAAAAACUUUGAGCCUGGAGAACGAUGUUCUGGUUGUGCACUUUCAGUCGGAUCAAGUGAAGAGCCUGCGCACUGCCAUCACCUCCUUCUUUGAGUGCCUGCUCCUGUGCCAGGACACCAUCAACCAGUUCGGAGACUCCAAGAAAGAGAAACUAAUCCCCGAGAGCAACGACAAUGCCGGAACACACUCCAGCUCCGACUCCCCAUAGGGCGGUCUAUGGUUUCGCCUUCUAUAUGCUGUUCACGGUCCUCUUCCUCGUAUACGUGACUUGGGCGCUGCUGCCAGUGGAGUUUGGUCUGCACUCGUAUCUGCCGGACAAGUAUUUUGCCGUAUUUGUGCCUUUUCUGGUGCUGGUCUUCGCCUGGUUCUUUGCCUUCCUCAUCUAUCCUGCCAUAAAUCUAUCGAUGACAGUGGAUGUUGAUUCCAUUGCCUCGGUGGUGGAUCCAAAGCUGGCACUGCCCAAGGGGACAGAGUUCACCUCCUGGUCGCAGUUGCAAAAAGGCAAGGUCAGCCAGGAUUCCGCAUCAAAGAAGGCCUCUCCAGUGAACUGCAACCUGUGCAGGACUUUCCACCAACCUGUGACACGUGCACCUAUUCCACCACUGCGUUUUCUGGACCUCCAGGAAGUAAAUACAGCGUAUUAUAACUAA
Messenger RNA from Drosophila melanogaster (fruit fly), 814 nucleotides. RefSeq names its product Threonyl-carbamoyl synthesis 6 (gene Tcs6). NCBI's taxonomy places the organism in Eukaryota, Metazoa, Arthropoda, Insecta, Diptera, Drosophilidae. Bases 37 to 372 code for a protein of 111 amino acids. Gene Ontology annotation, cellular component: cytoplasm; nucleus. The transcript has 2 exons. The record is from RefSeq and is marked reviewed.